Messenger RNA from Marchantia polymorpha subsp. ruderalis, 4436 nucleotides. The record is from the annotation of a GenBank genome assembly. Lineage: Eukaryota; Viridiplantae; Streptophyta; Marchantiopsida; Marchantiales; Marchantiaceae.
AAAAGAAAUUGGAAUAAGAAAUACUAAGCAAGGCUGCAAAGGAAGCCAUAGUGAACCUCAGGACUGUCGCUGAGAGUUGCACCGAACACAGAGAGCAAUGACAGUCAAUGCAGUCUGAGGUGAGGGGAGGUGAGGUGGGUAGAAAAGAAAGCACGCCCGAGUGCCUUAACUCACCGACACUGUUUCACGUGAGCUUAAGCUCAUUGAUACACCCCAUCAUGUUCAUUCCUUUUCUCUCAUGCAUCGAAAGGUGAAGGUCGUCUUCACCAUAUUUGUUCCUCCUGGUAUCUCUUUGAGCUCCGACCAGCUUAGCAUGGGUAGUAUUCGGUAAUGGAUUAGCUCGUUUUACAACCCGCCAGCCAGCCCGCGAUCCAUCAGGCAUUGAUCCAUCCAGCGAGCUCAUCCAGACAGCCAUUGGGGAGGGCCUUGACAGACUGAAUUUUCUUUCCACAACAGAUCUUAUUCAAGACCAACGCGUGUGCAAAUACGUCACAGCGCCAGCUGCAUGAAACGAGGCGCGUGCCGUAUAUUCUGUUCCGUCCGGAGCCACAAUCUGAUCUGGAGAAAGACGAAGAGACGGGAAAGAAAGCCAGCAAAAAGAUUACCGAGGCACUCUAGAUACAGCAGCCGCAGCAGGAACAGUCUUACGUCGGCUGCCUACAUGCCUCGGACCCACUGGCGUAGGUGUGGUCCAUCGGCAAGUCCCGCCAGGUCCCACGACACUAUCUCGCAAGCCAGCCCUCUCCCACUUGUCGGCGCGGGCAGGCCUCCACCUGGUCAUCAUUGACACUGAGUAUCAGCAAUGCCCGUCCUAUGCAUAAGCAUUCCCUCCCUCCCUGCCUCACUCUCUCGUCCUCCCCCUCCCUUUCCCUCUUGAGCCUUCUUCAGCCCAAAAGCCAUCGUCGUGCUCGUCUCUCCCUCCUGUACGAGUGGAUCUGGCUGUGUAUGCGUCCAGCGAUCAGUCUUUCUUGCCACAACUUUCUGCUCUCAUGGCCCGGCUACACCCUGCCAUAAGUCUCUGUCCCUGUCUCUCUUCUUUCUUUGAGGAGGCGGGCAGCUCCGGAUAUAUGAAAUAAUUAUGCGCAUUUGAAAGGCAGCACCGGGUCGAGCGGGAUUUGUUGGCCAGGAAACGAACGUGCAUGAUUUUUGUUGGGUCAUCGUUAGGCUGGCGACGUGAUUUUCUUGAUGUCCUUUUGUAAGAAUGGGUUUCCUGUCUUUUUCAUGUGGGCACUUCCAUCUUUCGCCUGUCUUUCUUGCUCUGUCGACUCCAAAUUUCCAGGAAACUGCGGCUCAAUUCUCGGACGAGAAGAGUGAGCAGUCGCAGCACGCAAUGUCAUGAGCAACCACGCUCGCUGAUAGUACAUUGCCGAGCUCUGAAAGGGGAGGUAGAAGGGAGACGAGAGAAGAGAGUUAAACGAAAUGUGGGCAACCCAUUUCGAGCAAUCUUAGUAUUCUUGCAUGUUGCAUGCUGCUAGUGCUGGGCCACGAGCGAGAAUCAUAACGCAUUUUCGGAUCUCGCGCUAGUGUGUCUGAAUAAUACGCGAAUGAUGCGAGCAAAUAACGGACGUCCGUGACAUUGCCGCCGCCGCCCGCCGUUGCCAAUGUUGCAUGCAGAGAGAGCUCGAGCGCAGGCGGAGGAGCUAUCGAGGAAGAGGAGGCCCCUGCUCGAAUCAUCACACACACUCUCUCUCUAGAUAGAGCUCAAAUGCCCGCCCGACAACAGCAACGCUCGCUGCUCCUCCGGAGAGAAUGGCGCUAGUCUCCAAUCGAGCCUGUGACGCCUCAACACCAGCAACACCAGCAGCCUCUCCCGGCCAUCGACAUCUCGCCCUCAGAAGCUCGCUCACUCGCCCGCGCAACGGAGUCGAAGCUGCGAUCGACGCUUCGCACGGAGGGAGGCGGCGAUGGAUCCGGAGCUCUGGCGGCACUUGCCGGAGGAGCUGGUGCAGCGGAUUCUGGCGCGGCUGCCGUGGUGGAGCAACAUGCAGCUGAGGUCGGUGAGCCGCGCCUGGAGGACGCUGCUGGCGGACUGCGAGUUCUUGCGGCGCUCGGAGCCGCCGGUGGGCGGCCGGCGGCCGUGCUGGAUCUGCCGAUCGCGCGACGCCUCCUACACGCUGCGCAACUGGAGCAUGACCCGGAGCCUGCCGCUGGCCGGGCUGCUGUCCACGGACCCGCAAUUCCGCCUGGAGGCGGCCACGGCCGGGCUGCUGCUCAUGGCGCACCACUCGCAGCCGUUGGGCCGCCUAAGCUUCCUCGUCAACCCGCUGAACGGGACGCGGCGCGACAUCCCGCCCCUGCCCUUGCUCAAGGACCCGUCGCUGUGCUACAGCCUGGGCAUGGUCGCGGACCGGAGCUCGCGCAGUCACAAAAUCAUCGUCGUGCACAGCGAGCUCGUCAACUGCCCCGGCGCCCCGGCGCAGGAGGAGAUCUUCGUCUACGACUCGCGCGCCGACCGCUGGGACAUGGUCCACUGCAUGCAGCGCCAGUGCGACGACUACCGCGGCCUGCGGAGCGCCGUGUUCGUCAACGGCCAGCUCUACAUCCUCACGGUCAUGAACUCCGAGGACGGCUGGAUUUACCGGCUCUUCCUGGUGCUGCCGUCGCGAUGGGACGAGGUGCCGGCGCGGAUCUGCAUCCAGACGCUGUCGAACGUGCAUAUGUUCGAGCACGGCGGCCGCCUGAUGCUGGUGGGCGAGACCAAGACGGGCGGCCGCGCGGCCGCCGUGCGCAUCUGGAGGCUGGGGCCGAGCAUGACCAAGUGGCACGAGGCCUUCGUCAUGCCCGACCACCUGCUGCUGCAGCUCCACGUCCCGCGCCGUGGCGUGCGCUUCAAGGUCCACGUCGAGGGCCACUUCGCCUGCUUCCGCGGUCGCGUCGUGGUCGUCUGCGACAUGCUCCAGGGCUCCUGGGCCUCGUCCUCCUUCGACUGCUUCCGGUCUGUCGACGAGUCCGAGUUCCUCCUCGAGCCGCGCCUCGACGUCGUCCUCUGAGUCCUUUCCCGCCCCUUGUAAAUACCACGAAUUCUGCCCCUUCCUCGCGCUUCUUCCGUCCGCGAUUCCGAUCCAGCGAUGGCGAGCAGGCCGAGCGUCGAUGUUUGUGUUUCACGGAUAUGCCAGGUCUGCAUGUAUUUUACGAGUGGAUUCAACCAAUGCAUUCAGGCUCGUCUCCUCGAGGGCGUGUUCAGAUUGUGCUCUGGUUGGUGAUUGUAGGCUCGCCUCGCGCGCUGGGGAUGAGCUUCGAGCAAGGAUGUACCAGAUGGAUUGGUGUGCUCCUAAAAUUCGCGUGGAACCCGAUGAAACCGACGCGGUGUGGGUGCCCAUGGAUUAUCUGAUUCUCGGUCGGUGAGGACCGACGGUAAGGAGGCCUGGAAAUGUUCGAAAGAUUAGAGGCUGCUCGUCUUACGAGUCAUUUCGUUGUGCACGAUAGAGUGUGAGUGAGGAGGGGAGAAUCAGGCCGCAGCUUCUACGUUUACGCAGAGCUGACACCGGUAGGUGUCAGUGACGAGCUCCUCUAGCUGUAAGUGAGCGCUGGGAUGUGCUCUCUGUGAAGCCAACGUCGAGGACCAGGUUGUGUUGAGAUGGAGGACGUUUAUGGAGAUCACAACGUUGCGAUCCUGAGAGCUGGCGAUCUGAGUGUCCUGUCACUGACAUGUCGUUCGCUGUUUUACAGAUGGGGGCAAUUCCUUCUUGGGAAUAUGAGUCUCUCCAACCGGAUGUGAAUGCAUUGCUACUAAUCGUCAGUCCAGGCCACUGAUGAGCGUACCUCAGAAUUAAUUAUGGAUUAUUCCAGUUAAUGAGAGCCAGUCUUGCACUAGUAUCAGUAUUCUAUGGAAACUGCGAUCGAAUAAAUUAUGGAUUAUUCCAGUUCAUGAGAGCCAGUCUUGCACUAGUAUCAGUAUUAUAUCGAAACUGCGACCAUUAUUUGGCAGCUCUGUACGGGGCUUCAUAUAAGAUUGACGUGUCAAGAAUGCUGCUUGAGAAGCAUCUCAGUACGAGGCUUUGCAAUAUAUGUUGUGUAAGAUUACCUGUCUCCCCUCCAUCAAAGGACGAUAUCAAACCAAAACGGUCGAAGAAGCAUCUAAAGCAUGACCUUGUACAGUAGCAGGUCCGAAAAAUCUGCAUUAUGUGCUUGAUGAGUGGACAUGCUUUGAAUCACGUGGCCAUUGGGAUCUACUGCUACUGGCCUGGACCAGGAUUUCGUCUCGUUUUUUUUCCAGUUAAACAUCUGAAGCCUCCAAACCUGAAUUUCGUCAUCAUCGCGACGUGGACUGGAAUACUCGAGUAAGCGAGUGGUUGCCGUAUUGCCCAUGCAUCCAUCCCCUCAACUACAAAUAUUACUUGAAGUCAAUUGUAGGUCGUUAGGAAUUGACGCCUCCUUACACUAAGGCGUCUACUGCGGAAUUUCGUAUCAAUGUGGUGGUAAAAUAUCUGAUUCCC